AUGGAAUAUUUGAAUAAUAUAUUGUCACAGCAGAACCAGAAGGUUCAGCUGGUCGAGGAAGCUAUUCCGACGCUUUGUAAUAGGUUACAACACGCCAGUUUGUCCUCUGACAGAAGAUCAGCCGUUUUAGGGUUGAAAAGUUUUAGUAGACAAUAUAGAGAAUCGGUGACUGAAUAUGGGUUGAGAACAUUAGUUGCCACCUUGAAUAAAGAUGCAGAGAAUCCAGUUAUAGUGAAGGCGGUUUUAGAAACGUUAUUGAUUUUAUUUUUGAGAGGUGAAAGUGAUGAUGAUAUGACUAGAGGUUGGAUAUCCCAGCAGUCUAGGCUUCAAAAUGGGAAAUAUCCUUCUCCAAUUUUGAUGGAAAAUAUUAGCGUUGAUCAAUUUUCCAUGUGGAUUGCAGAUGAACUCACCAAAUCUGAAGAAUCUGUCAAAUUAUUGAUAGAUAUUAUACAAAAUAAUGAAGAUUUUCAUAUAAGAAUAUAUUCUUUGCAAUUGUUGGAGUCUUUGGUUUCAACUAGAGCUAUUCGGACGAAAGACUGCUUGUUGAAUAUUCCUACUGCUAUAUCCAUCCUUGUCUCGUUAUUGGAUGACCCAAAUGACCCGGUAAGGAAUGAAGCUAUUUUACUAUUAAUGGCUGUUGUAAAUAAUAAUUUUAACAUACAAAAGUUGGUUGCAUUUGAAAAUACAUUCGAUAGACUUUUUGAUAUUAUAGAUGAAGAAGGUGGGAUACGAGGUUCUAUAUUAGUUCAAGAUUGUUUGACUUUGGUCACAAAUUUGCUCCAGUACAAUGCAUCAAAUCAAAAAUAUUUCUUAGAGACCCAAUGUGUUCCAAGGUUAGCUAAAUUAUUAGGUGAACCAGUGGAUGAGCUUUUCGAGGAUGGCCUAACGGAUGAAAAGGGCUUCCCGAUCCCUGUCCCUCCGAUAGUUUGGACAGAACAAAGAUUACAGAACAUGACUAUUGCACUUGAAAUAUGUAAAACAUUCGUCUUGGAGGAUAACGAGUUUCGUGAAUUGAACCAACAAAAUCUUUUCCGCUCCGGGGUUUUAUUCACUGUCCUAAAAUUAGUCUUCUCUCCUAUCACAGCUAAUGAAGUUAGAUCAAUUGCAUUAUAUACUACCGGUGAUAUCAUUGCUGGUAACUCAGAAAUUCAAUUAGAAUUUUCACAAAUUGAUGUUCCAUAUAUGGAUCCAUCAUUACCCACUCAAUUACAAGUUUUUGAUAGACCUGCUCCAGUUACAAUCGCCUUAUUAAAUUGGGCUUUAUAUAUAAAUUCAGUUCAUACCUUCGAGAUUAGAUUAGCUGCUUCACACUGUUUACAUUGCUAUUUUGAAAAUAAUGCCGAAUCAAAAGGUGCUUUCUUAAAUGAUCAAAUAAAAGCUUACAAUAACCCAAAUUAUUUUAAUGAAUUGGCAGAGCAAAAUGACAAGAAUGGUAGUUCACAUCAAAAUGGCCAUAAAGAUGAGAAUUUAGCCGAGACUCCAUUUGCCAAUAUAUUUUCAACUUUGAUGGAUUAUGAUUCCGACAUAAAACUCAAUCCUUAUAGAUUAUGGUUUUCUGCCGUUAUACUUAUGUACCUCUUUGAACAAAGUGAAGAAAACAAAGAUUUAUCUAGGAAUGUUCAGACUGGUGAUGCUGAGGCUGGUGAAGAAGUCAUGAGUUGUAUACAAGCCAUUUCUGGCUUGCUUAUUACAUCAUUAGACAAUGGCGAUCCUCGUAUUUCAAUUGGUUACUUGAUGAUUUUAACAUAUUGGUUUUAUGAAGAUACAAAAGCGGUGAAUGACUUUUUAGCUGAUGCAUCAAUAUUAAGGUCUCUUUUGGCAUUUCUUUCAAAUAACUCCUCAGAAUCAGCUAUUUUAGUCCAUGGUAUGGUGUCUAUUUUAGUUGGUGUUGUAUAUGAAUUUUCUUCAAAAGAAUCUCCACUUCCAAGACCUGAUUUACACUCCUUAUUGGUGAAGGCUUUAGGUAAGGAUAAUUACACCCUUAAAAUCAAACAAUUCAGAGAUAAUGACAAGUUUAAGAAAUUGGCGGAGUCAGAUAUUCUUUUCGUUGGUAAAGAUGAUACUGGUUUGCCAGAGGUUUAUUUUGAUUCUUUGUACGUUACUUUAGUUCGUGAAAAUUUUUAUAGAAUCAGAAGAGCUUUAUUUCAUGAUCCAAAUGCCGAUCCUCAAGUUCGUUUAUCUUACGAAGCUUAUGAAGAAUUAGAAAAUAAUUACUCCAUUUUAAGAAAUGAUUUAGCCACAGAAAAGAUGAAAUCAUUCGAAACAAAGGGCCAACUUCAGGAAAAGCUUGAUGAACUUCAGAGUGAAGCAGAUGAUCUCAAGUCAAAAUUAGAGUCGAGUGAAGAAAACUUAGCAAGCACUCAGGAAAAAUUGAAGUCUUUGAAUGAGCAACAUCAGACAGUUUCUAAGCAGUUAAAAGAUACUGAGACAGCUAAGACUAAUUUCGAAUCAAGCUCAAAAAAAUACUUUCAUGAGUUACAAGCAGCUUUGAAAAACCACACUUCUGUCUCCGAAAUGAUUAAACAGGUGGAGACCAAGUUGGACGAAUCACAGAAGGCAAAAAGUAAAGCUGAAGAUGGAAUUAACAAAAUGAGUAGAGAGUUAUUCCAUUUGAGUAAACAAAAGAAAGAGGUAGAUAGCACCAUCGAGAAACUUGAAAGAGAAAUAAAGAAUUUGAAAGAUGAGAUUCAAAAAAUUACUAAUAAUUAUGAAUCUCGUAUUCAAAAGCUUCAGCAAUCUAAUGACCAGUUCAAGAAAAACAUUGAUCAAUUGAAUAAGCAAUUAAGUGAGUCAGCCCAAAAUUUGAAACAACAAGAAUCAAAAAUUAAAGAACUCAAUGACUCCUCUAAAGAAUCUGAGGCUAACAAUGAGCAUUUGAUGCUCAAAUUGAGAUCUGCUGCCUCGGCCUAUCAGGAAAUAAAAAAUUCAAAACUUGAUGCUGAAGACAAAGCUCAAAACUUGCAGAAGCUUGUUGAAGAGAAAACAGAGGAGGUUUCAGAAUUAAGAACCAAUCUAAAAAAGUUAAAUGACGAGAAAGAAGUCUCUGAUAAAGAGCUUGUGUCGAUAAAAGACUCUUCGUCGUCGGAAUUGAUGCAAGUAAAUGAAAAGGUUGUCGAAUUAAACAACUCUAAUGAUGCUCUUAAUGUCGAAUUGUCUUCCUUGAAAGAAGAAACGAAAAAUUUACAAACCCAGUUAAAUGAUGCAGAACAGAAAUUUCAAAAGUUGGAAACUGAUACGAAUAACCAAUACAAGGAGCUAGAAUCACAUAAUAAAAAACUUGAGUCAGAGCUAGCUGACAACCAAAAAGAAAGAAGUACUUUGGAUCAGAAAUGUACCUCUAUACAGAAUGAAUUCAAAGCCUACAAAGAAGAGCAUGGCAAUACGAAAGAAGUGUUGAGCAAAUCCUUACAGGACAAAACUGAAGAGCACAAUUCCACGAAGAAAAGGGUUGAAGAAAUUUUGGCCCAACUUAGCAGCUUAAAAGAAUCACAUUCAAAAGAACUAGACGUCGUCAUUGAAAAGUAUGAUUCCACUUCAAAAGAUCUUGAGCUUAAAGUCAAAAGAAUAAAUGAGCUCGAACUUCUUGAAAAGAAAUUGGAAGAAGCUGAACAGCAAUUAAAACAGAUGAAUGCUCUCGAAUCUCUGAGAAAGUCAAUUGAAAGUGAAAAAGUAAAGUUGUCACAAGAGAUUUCAGGAUUGAAAAAAGAGAUAGAGAAAAUAAAGAAUGAAAAGAAUGGGUUGGAUUCUGACCUUAAACAGGUAAAGAAAAAUUAUGAGGUUUUAAAAAAUGAAAAGUCUAAAGUCGAAGCAGCCUUUUCUGAACAAAAGACCGAAAUUGAGUCUAUCAUGAAAGAGAAAGCUGAUUUGGAGGCCGACCUUGCCAAACUGAAAAAUGAUGUGAAAAGUCUUGAGAAUUCAAAAACCGAGCUAGACUCGAAGCUCACCAAACUGAACGAUGAAAUCAGUGUCAUCAAAAGAGAGAAAUCAGAUUUGGAGAAUGAUCUCAAUAAGGUAAGGGAAGAAAUGAAAAAUUUGACAGAAGAGCAUUCAUCAUUAAAGGAUAACCUGAAAGAGACUGAGAGAAAACUCUCUUCAUUCAAAACUUCAACGGAAGAACAGAAUUCUGCAAGAUCUCGGAAGAUAGAUGAGCUUGAAGCCUCAUUGAAAGAAAAGACAACGAAAGCACAAACCCUUGAUUCAACAAUUUCAACUCUUAAGGCUGAACUCGAUAAGAAGCAAAAGUUACAUAAUGAGGUACUUAGCGAGAAAGAAGCUAAGAUUAAGCAACUUGAAACUGACUUGACAACUAAAACAAAAGAAGUUGAGAAAGAAAGGGCUAUGUUGUCUGAAAACUCGGAGACUAUCAUUAAAGAAUAUAGUGAUAAGAUAAAACAUUUAGAAGAAAACCUUAUGGCUUCUAGGGAAGAAAACGAAAAGAAAGUGCAAAAAUUAUCUCAAGAAAAGCUGGAUUUGGCUGACAAGAUUGAAACUAUCAGUCACCAGCAAAAAACUGAUAAGGAGAAGCAUAUUGCAUUUGAAGAAGAGUCCAAAAACAACAAAACAAAAUUUGAAAAGGAGAAGGAUGAUUUGUUAAAACAACAUCAAGACAAAUCUCAAGAACUUGAAAGGAAAAUUCAGAGAUAUGAGGCAGAUAACUCUAAACUUGAUAAAGAAUCACAAACUUUUAAAAAGCUCGAAGAAGACUUGAAGAAAGAACUUUAUUCUAAAUCCUCCAAACUUGAAGAAAUACAAAAGAGCUUGGAUACAACUCAGAAAAAUUUAGCAUCAAAAAGUAAGGAUCAUGACACUUUAACUAGUGAAUCCAAUGCAAGUAAGCUGAAAAUCGAGGAUCUUGUCAAAGAAUUAAGCUCGUUUAAGACUAAUUUCGACAAACAAAACACAGAUCAUGAACAAGCUAAAAAAGACUUAGAAAAAACCAAAUCGCUUUACGAGGAACAGCUCAAAUUGACAAGUGAUCUCACUAAAUCUAAAGAAAGUAAUAAUUCCAAUUUGGAGGAAUUGAAAAUCAAACUCGCUGAACUCAAGUCUAAAGAAACUGAUUUGCGAAAAGAAAAUGACUCUUUAGCUUCAGAAAUCAAAACCUUGAAAGAAGAAGCUACCAAGAGUAUUAAUGCCUUUAAAGAUCUUGAGUCGACUGUUAAAAAGCUCAAAUCUGAGUUAGAAGAAAAGGCAAAAGAUUCCCAACUUCUAAAGGAAGCGCAAUCACAACUUGAUCAAUCAACUGAAAAAGCAGCUGAGUUGAAUAGUUCGAUCAAUACUUUUAAGGAGAAAAUAGCUGGCUUGGAAAAAGCAGUAGAAAAAGAGAAAGAGAACAAUAAAGAUUUAUCUGAAAAGUUGAGUGAUUCAUCUGAAUCUGCUAAAGAACUAGUUAAAUCAAAAAACCUAGCAGAAACACUCGAAACAGAAUUGAAAGAUGUCAAGAAUACAACUUCUGAGAAGGAAAUUGAAUCAUUCAGUGCUAAGAUUUCAGAACUUGAAAAAAGUUCGGGCUCAGUAAGUAAAUUGGAAAAAGAAAACCUUACGUUUAAAGAAGAAGUGGAAAAACUUCAGAAACUCAAUGAGUCCAAGGAAAAGGAAAUAAAUGACUUAAAACUUGCUCGAGAUUCUGCCUUGAAAGACGUUGGAGACAACUCCAGUAACAUUGAACAACUAAAGAAAUCGGAAGAAGAUAAAGUGAAAGAACUUGAAGGUCUAAGAAAAGAAUUGAGCGAGCUUAAAACUGUCCAUGUGGCUAAACAGAAAGAAUUUGAUUCCCUGAAAGCUGAACAUGAUUCUAAAUUGAAAGAAAUGGACAACUUGCUCAAAGAAAAUAAAGUGAAAGUUAGUGAAUUGGAAUCUUACAAAGCUGAAUCAAAUAAAAAAGAACAGGAACUUAAAUCUCAGGUAGAAGAGUUGACCAAAAAGCUCAAGGAUAAAUCUUCCGAUCUUGUCUCCAGAAGCGAGUUGGAUGAUCUCAUGCUUUUAAUGAGUGACAUGGACGACAAGAAUAAGAAGUAUAAAAAACGUUUGAAGAGCCUUGGAGAAGAAGUUUCGAGUGAUGAAGAUGAUGAUGAUGACGACGACGACGACGACGACGACGAAGAUGAAGACAGUGAAGAUGAAGAUUAA
This is a messenger RNA of Hyphopichia burtonii NRRL Y-1933, 6129 nucleotides long. It is a transcript of the gene USO1, whose product is annotated as Uso1p. The transcript is spliced from 3 exons. Lineage: Eukaryota; Fungi; Ascomycota; Pichiomycetes; Serinales; Debaryomycetaceae. The coding region runs from base 1 to 6129 and encodes 2042 amino acids. Gene Ontology annotation, biological process: vesicle fusion with Golgi apparatus; intracellular protein transport; endoplasmic reticulum to Golgi vesicle-mediated transport. The record is from RefSeq and is a predicted model, not a curated record. Gene Ontology annotation, cellular component: ER to Golgi transport vesicle membrane; Golgi membrane; Golgi stack.